Molecule: messenger RNA, 2085 nt
Organism: Penicillium olsonii
Lineage: Eukaryota; Fungi; Ascomycota; Eurotiomycetes; Eurotiales; Aspergillaceae
Source: the annotation of a GenBank genome assembly
AUGGAUCAUCUUAAGCAAACGUUUGCUCAGUGCAAGAAGGAAGGUCGCCCGGCACUCGUCACCUAUGUGACGGCCGGCUUUCCCAGCGUGGAAGAGACUCGGGACAUCUUGCUGGGCAUGCAAGCUGGAGGUGCCGAUAUCAUUGAGCUCGGUCUACCUUUCACUGACCCUAUUGCUGAUGGGCCAACCAUUCAAAAAUCCAAUUUGAAGGCGCUGGAAAAUGGUGUCACCAUCUCGUCGAUGUUGGAGAUGGUCCGUGAUGCCCGCCAGCAUGGACUCAAGACGCCUGUGCUUUUCAUGGGCUAUUACAACCCAAUCUUGCGCUACGGAGAAGCCAAGCUUCUGGCGGAUUGCAAAAAGGUCGGUGUAAAUGGCUUCAUCCUGGUCGAUCUGCCGAUCAAAGAGGCAAUUCGAUUCCGCGAAGGCUGCACAAAGACAGGCCUCUCAUACAUUCCAUUGAUUGCACCAUCUACCACCGAGGAUCGCAUGAAGACCCUUUGCCAAAUGGCUGAUUCCUUCAUCUACCUGGUGUCCCGCAUGGGCGUAACUGGCGCCACUGGAACUCUGGACUCCGAACUUCCCGCACUUAUCCAGCGCGUGAAAGAUCUUUCAGGGAAUGUGCCUGUGGCCGUUGGCUUCGGUAUUAGCACACGCCCUCAUUUCCUCAGUGUGACCUCAAUUGCGGAUGGCGCUGUGAUCGGUAGUCAGGUCAUCAAUGUCCUCAACGAUGCACCAGCUGGACAGGCCGCGAAGGCUAUCGAGGAUUACUGCUCGGAGAUUACUGGAAGAAAGGUCACCCGUGAUACCUCAGCCCCCUCAGCUUCCCCAGUGGCGGAGGCCACCGAGUCUGACUCAAUUGCCGAAGAAUACACAUCUGAUCUGAAGGAUGGUCUGGGCCGAUUCGGUGUUUUCGGUGGUCAAUACGCCCCGGAAGCCUUGAUCACCUGUCUGGAUGAGUUGAAUGUCGCCUUUGAAAAUGCCAUCAACGACCCAACGUACUGGGCCGAACUCCAAUCGUACUAUCCUUACAUGGGUCGCCCAUCUAGCCUACACCUCGCUCAACGUCUCACCGAGCACGCAGGUGGCGCGAAUAUCUGGUUGAAGCGCGAAGAUUUGAACCACACUGGUUCUCACAAAAUUAACAACGCUCUCGGUCAGAUUCUUAUCGCACGUCGCCUCGGUAAGACUGAGAUUAUCGCCGAAACAGGCGCAGGUCAGCACGGUGUCGCUACUGCUACAGCGUGUGCCAAAUUCGGUAUGAAGUGUGUCAUCUACAUGGGUGCAGAGGAUGUCCGUCGCCAGGCUUUGAACGUAUUCCGUAUUCGUCUCCUCGGUGCUACCGUCAUCCCUGUGGAAUCGGGCUCACGUACCCUUCGGGACGCUGUCAAUGAGGCAUUCCGCGCUUGGAUUACUCGCCUGGAUACUACACACUACAUUAUUGGCUCAGCCAUCGGGCCUCACCCCUUCCCAACAAUGGUUCGUACCUUGCAGAGCGUCAUCGGAGAAGAAACCAAGAGCCAACUUCGUGAAUUGGGUAAGAGCCCCGACGCUGUGGUUGCUUGUGUUGGCGGUGGCUCUAACGCCACUGGAAUGUUCUAUCCCUUCUCCAAUGAUCCCUCCGUCCAACUUGUUGGUGUCGAAGCCAGUGGAGACGGUUUAGACACCGAGCGACACUCAGCCACGUUGACUGGUGGCUCUGUGGGAGUUCUUCACGGUGUUCGCACCUACGUUCUCCAGAACGAACACGGUCAAAUCUCCAACACCCAUUCUGUUUCUGCCGGUCUUGACUAUCCUGGCGUUGGUCCAGAGCUCGCAAGCUGGAAGCAGAGUGGUCGAGCCACAUUCAUCAGUGCCACCGAUACCCAAGCCUUCGAAGGUUUCCGACUUCUCAGCCAGUGUGAGGGCAUCAUCCCAGCAUUGGAGACCUCUCACGCGGUGUGGGGUGCCAUCGAGACCGCCAAGAAAUUGGGUCCUAACAAGGACAUCGUGAUCUGCCUGAGUGGACGCGGAGAUAAGGACGUGCAGACUGUCGCGGACGAGCUGCCCAACAUCGGCCCCCAAAUCGGAUGGGACCUACGUUUUUAA